AUGAAUUUUGAAAAUUUGAAAGUUUUACAAACUAGCUUCAUUAAGUUAUGCCUUAAUUAGCACAAACCUCAUUUAGAAUUAAAAUAAGUAGAAUUUAUGAAUAAAAAAUUAAAAUAUUCCUAAAAUUAAAUCGAAAUAUAUGAUUUUGGGCACGCUAAAGUAUUUGAUCAUCAAGAACAAAUUCAUAAAUUACUAAUUAUUUGCCUAUAUAAAGGAUAUGAAAGUUAAACUGAGUUUUACUUAAGAGUUAUGAAAACUGCUGUAAGAAGUGAUAUCCUUUUAAACUUAGUUAACCACUAUUACUUAGAUGAUAAUCAACUUUUCUAUGUUUUUGAAAUGGAAUGUUUUGAUGAGACAUUAAAUGCAUUUUAGUAAAAGCAUUUUGUUGAUGGCUAAAUUAUUAACUCUUUGAAAGAUUAAAUUACUUAAUACUUCUUCAAAACUCAAGAAAUAAUUUAAGAUUAUAAAUAAGAUCUUCAAUUCUACCAAUUCUACAUUAAAUAUACAUAAUAAAAAUAACUCUAAAUUAAGGUUAAUUUGAUAGAUCCAAGUUUGAGUGAUUAAUAAUUAAAGUAAAAAUAAAAUUAACAAAGUAUAGGUGAAUAAGAAUGUGAAGGACGCUUAGAAAACUAAGAUGAAAUUUUAGUAAAUAAAUAAUAAAAUUUAGACUAAAGUUAAAAUAAAACUUAGAUUGAUAUUGAAGAUGAAGAAAAAUAAAAUUUCUUAGAAGCAAUAAAUUAUAUUAGUAAUUCAAUCAAUAUGCAAAUUUAAAAAAAUGAUCUUGUGAGCUCUGUUUAACACUUUUACUCAAAUAUUUUAAAUUUUCAUCCUUUGGAAAUCUUCAAAACUGUUUAAGAGUACCCUAUGUAUUAAAGUUUCGAGGAAAUCUCUUUCGGUGAAUAAACCUUUUAAAUGAAGGUUCAAAAACGAGGAUAGACUAUUUUACUAGAAGGAAGUAAAUAUAGUUCUUUUGAUUAAGCUUAACAGAUAGCAAAGUAAUAUGAAAGUUUAAUCAAAAAUAACCAGUUUUUUACUACAUUUAUUAACAUAGAGUUAAUCGUAAUUAAUUGCUUACAAAAUUAUGUUUUGGUGGAAAAAAAAUAUAUUCAAUAACUUGAAAAAUAAAAUAAUAAUUUGUAUUGCUUUGAAAAAGAAUAUAAGUUUAACCAAGAUAAAAAAAUUUUAAUUACAUUGAACAACUUAAUUAAUUUCAGCUAUUUAUUACUGAUUAAAAAUUAAAUAUAAAUUACUAAAAUCAAUCCUAAAAAUAUAAUUUGGAAUAAAUAAUAAGAUUUGGUUGUAGCUAAUGUGAAAAACUAACAUAAUGAUAACUCUAACUUUGAGUAAAAUGAUUUUGGACUUUAAAUUGAUUCAUUUAGCUUUUAAGAAUCUUCAGAAUUUUAUGUUUUCAUAAUUGAAUCUAAAAUUUAAAAUUGCCUUAAAAAAUUAAAUAAAGAAUAUAGCAGCUUAAAUAACCUGAGAAAAGCUACAGGAAAUGCUGUAAAAUAAUUUAUCUUGAGUAUUUCUUAAUGUGAAUUAGAAAUGGCUUUAGAUUAAUAUAAUAAAAUUCAAAACAUAUUAAAUAAUUUAACUUCGCUUAAUGAUUUUAGAUCAAGAAGUAUUUAAUAUUCAAAAACAGACAUGAAUAGAAUUUAAAUAACAUUUAACUUGAAUAAAUCUUCAGUGAAAGGAGAGAAUAAUUUAUAAAAAAUAUAAAAUUUACAUAUAAAUAACCCUUCGCUCCAAAUUUAUUUAAAAUUUCAUGCAAUGAGCUUUGAAAAUUUUAUUUGUACAAAAAAAGUUAUUUUAGAAAACCCAUCUAUUCAUUAAAUUGAAGAAAUGAAAGAAAUUUUUUCAGAAUACCAUAGCAAAUUAUUGGAAGAUUUGAAAGAAAUUAUUUCUAAAUACAAAGGCAUAUUAUUGGAAGAAUUUUUCGAUAAAUUAAUAUAAUUCAUAUAAACUUAAUUUGAACUAGAAUUCUCAUUACAAAUUCUAGAUUAAUAAUUCUUAGAUCUUGAAAUAAGUCAAAUUAUAAAUAAAAAUGAUUUAACAGAAUACUAAAUUUAGUAAAUACAAAAUUAGAAUUACACUGUUUUGUAGUUUGAUUUCUCUCCUAAUGGAUAUAUAGAUUAAUUGAAGAUAUUAUUUUUAGAUGAAGGUGUAUUCUUUUUGCUUGGUGAAUGCCCAUACCUUCUACUUAAAUACACAUCAUCUAAACAAAUAAGCAAUAUGAUCAAAACUAUUUUUUAUUUAAACAAAUAUAAAACUAUCUUUGGAUUGGAUUAUCUACAUAAAUACUAUGCCUAUUAGACAGAAAAAUAAGAAGUAUGGAUAUUAAAUGAAUUAAAUAGUUUAAAUUUAAAGUAAUUGACUUUGAAUUUUUAUGAGACUGACUAUGCGUUUAACAUUUCAGGAUUUAAUUCUAUCAUUUAAUUAAAUUUAGAAUUUUUUUAUUUUGAUUAUUAUAAAGAUAAACUUCCUUAAAUGGUAGAAUAAAUUUAAUUAACAAAUUUAAAUACUAUCAAAUUAACACUUAUAGAAUCUUUUUAUAGGCAAAUCUAACCCAAAGAAAGGUAGCUUUGUGCUUUAUACAAACUUAAGAACCUUGUAAAUGUUAUUUUUUAACAAGAUAAACAUGAUAUUACAUAUGGUUAAGAAGGAUUUGAUUCAAUGACAUAUAUUGAUAAUUCUUUUUGA
Molecule: messenger RNA, 2697 nt
Organism: Tetrahymena thermophila SB210
Lineage: Eukaryota; Ciliophora; Oligohymenophorea; Hymenostomatida; Tetrahymenidae
Exons: 1
Source: RefSeq, a predicted model, not a curated record